This is a messenger RNA of Mirounga angustirostris (Northern elephant seal), 4562 nucleotides long. RefSeq names its product elongin A (gene ELOA). Gene Ontology annotation, biological process: transcription elongation by RNA polymerase II. The record is from RefSeq and is a predicted model, not a curated record. The transcript is spliced from 11 exons. Bases 1291 to 4245 code for a protein of 984 amino acids. Lineage: Eukaryota; Metazoa; Chordata; Mammalia; Carnivora; Phocidae. Gene Ontology annotation, cellular component: elongin complex; nucleus. Gene Ontology annotation, molecular function: protein binding.
GGUUAAAAACUUUCUCUUUAAUCAGAAUGACACAUAAUUUACUAAUCAGGGAAGUAUUCAUAUACUCAAGUGUAAGAGUUCUUUACUUUGCAGGUAAGUCUGACUCAGGCUGACACAGAUGGGGCAGAGGAGUGGGGUGCACCCUCUCCAGUAAUCCCUAGCAGCAUGCAUUGUUUCCUUUCAGUCUGGUUGCUGAGAUCUCCCUAGGUAACAUGCGCAAAAUGUUCCAUGUGCCCCGAGUAUAUGCCAGGUCGGUUAGUCAGCAAUUCUGCUUCAAGAAUCGGCCUAUUUUCCAUUACACCAAUGGUCCAUUUUCAAAAUGGAAGGAAUUUAAAAUGUAAAAGCAUUUGCUGUGGAGAAGAGGGAGACUUUAGGACCAGGGCCAGAAUCCAAGUCUCCUCACACCCAGUUUGAUGCCUUUUCUGUUACACCCCACAGUUGAGUCUUAGGGCACCAAGUGGGUGGUCAUUAAUCUUGUAUGGACUUUUUAUCCAGUGUUGAUUAUAUCAUCUGUAUUGUGCUGUGCAGCAGAGAUUUAAAGCUGGACAGGUUGGUCACUGCACUUGAUAAACAGCCCAGUGGCAAGACAGAAGAAACAGUUGACUAUCUACACGCUGAAAGGGGUCAGUUGCAGAGGGAGGGACACCAAGCUUGAGUGGUGGGAACACAGUAGGGAGGGCUUCUCAGCAUAGUGAGUGAAUGAAAGCUCAUUUGAAGAAACUAUAUUUUCCCCCCCUCCUUUGCCCAGAACUGGGAUCUGGGCUUUCCCACACCGGUUGAGAGGGUGAGAGGUCAGGCUAACUACAUUGCCAGGUUGCUGCUGGACAUUGGAUUAGGAUCUAAUCUGAUCUAGUCAACUGAGAUGUAAUCAAUGCUGAUAUUUUUAGUUUUCAACUGUUUCCUUGUUCUUUUAUUAGUAAUUAUAGUAUUAUUUAGUGCUUCUUGGAUGAUGUCUUGGGCUGGUGUGAUUCAGGUCCUACUGCUUCAGAUGAAACAGCCUUUCAUCCAUUCACUCGAGAAGUGUUUAUUUGGUGCCUAUGUACCAGACACUAUUCUGGGGGAAAGUGAGACACACAGGCUCACGUAUGAUAUUAUCUCACGUAGCUAAGCUGUUUGACUUUUGGCAAAUCCCUUUCUCCCUCCGGCUCCCAAUUCCUCGACCUAUUCAGAGAUGUGCCCUCACAGUGGACCUAAACCAUUUAGAUUCAAAUUUCAAGUUCAUCUCUUUCCUGUUGGGUGACCACACGCAGGUUAAUUUGGGCUCCCCGAGCCUGUUUUCUCAUCUGUAAAAUGGGGAUAAUAGAACUCGUCCCAUCGCGUUGCGCUCAGGGUGAAAUAAAGACAGCCAGCCCCUGGCGCUCCGCGCGCUCAGCCCGGGUGGUCGCUGAGGUUCCCCUCGGCCGACGCUGGGUGGGCCGGUCGGCCCCAGACCCGCCGACAGGUGGGAAUCUGGGCGUGGCUCCCAGCCCCCGGCCCGGGGGCGUGGCGAGGGUAGGACAGAUAAAGCCAGUGUGUCCGGCGCGGCGGCCGCGUUCCGUCUUGACUGGACGGCGGGCAGGUCGGCUCGGCUCGGGCUGCGGGCGCCGAGGACCGAAGCGGAGCUGCCCGGCGGCGGCUAGCGGGGAGCCGGCGCGCCCGGACCACCCGUUCCGGCUCCUCGCGCGCGGCCGCCGAGCGGGCGCUGGGAACGCCGCCCCCCCCGACACCCUCCCCAACCCCGGCCCUGGGGCGGGGCCUGCAGCCGGCCGCCCCCGCCCUCCCCUCGCGCCCCGCGCCCCCCCGCCGCGCCCGCCGCCGAGGCCCGGAAGGGGCCAGUCGCUUCCGUCUCCGCCGGGGAUGCACGGAGGGCGGAGCUGCGGCCCGAGGACGCGACGCGAGCCCAGUUCCGGCGAGGAGGCCGCGCCAGUGACAGCGAUGGCGGCGGAGUCGGCGCUCCAAGUUGUGGAGAAGCUGCAGGCGCGCCUGGCCGCGAACCCGGACCCGAAGAAGCUCUUGAAAUAUUUGAAGAAACUCUCCACCUUGCCUAUUACAGUAGACAUUCUUGCGGAGACCGGAGUUGGGAAAACAGUAAAUAGCUUGCGAAAACACGAGCACGUCGGAAGUUUUGCCAGGGAUCUGGUGGCCCAGUGGAAGAAACUGGUUCCUGUGGAACGAAACACUGAGCCUGAUGAACAGGACUUUGAGAAGAGCAAUUCCCGAAAGCGCCCCAGGGAUGCUGUUCAGAAGGAGGAGGAGAUAGAGGGGGACUACCAGGAAAACUGGAAAGCCUCCAGCAGCCAAUCCUAUAGCCCUGAUCACAGGCAGAAAAAACACAGAAAACUCUCGGAACCCGAGAGAACUCACAAAGUGUCUCACGUUCAGGAGAGGAGAGAUGAGAGAAAGAGGUGCCAUAGAGUUUCACCAGUUUAUUCUUCAGACCACGAAUCUUCUGAUUAUGGCCAUGUUCAGUCCCCUCCAUCGUCUGCCAGUCCCCAUCAGAUGUCCAUGGACCAUUACAGAUCCUUGGAGGACGACCACGAGCCCUUUGUUCCACACCAGAAGCCUGGGAAAGGCCAUAGUAAUGCCUUUCAGGACAGACUGGGGAUUAGUCAGGACCGACACCUGGGGGAUCCCCAGGGGAAAGGGCCUGUGAGUCAGAACAAGGAACACAGAUCUUAUAAGGAAAAACGUCUGGUGGAUGCCAGGGGAGAUGGGAAGUCGUCUUUGAGCAGGGAGAAAUCACACAAGGCCAUCUCCAAAGAGGAACACCGAAGGCCACUCUCAGGGGAUGGCACAAAGGAGAAACCGCCCUCUAGUGGUGUCAAAAAAGAGAAGGAGAAAGAGGGCAGCACCAAGAAGAAGUUUUUACCCCCCUUGGAAGUCGCUUCAGACAACCACCUUAAAAACAAGCCAAAGCACAAAGACGCAGAGAAAACCAAAUCGGACAGAAACAAGCAGAGUCUAGACAGCUUAGACGUAGGAAAGGGGGCGGGAGACCCGCUGCCCAAGGUGAAAGACAGGGUUUCUAACAACCUAAAGACUUCAGAAGGGAAAGUAAAAACUUCUCAUUCAGACAGAAAGUCAGUGAGCUCUCUCCCUAAGGUUGAGGAGGCAGAUAUGGAUGAUGAAUUUGAGCAGCCCACCAUGUCUUUUGAGUCAUACCUCAGCUAUGACCAGCCCCGGAAGAAAAAGAAAAAGAUUGUGAAAACCUCAGCCACGACUGUUGGAGAAAAAGGACUAAAAAAAAAUGAUUCGAAAAGCACUAAUAAAAACUUGGACUCAGUUCAGAAAUUACCUAAAGUGAACGAAAACAAGUCAGAGAAGUUUCAGCCAGCUGGAGCUGAUUCAGCCAAGCCGAAAAAGGUCCCUGCGGACGCAUUGCCGGUGUUGCCAGACCUCCCAUUACCCAUGAUACAGGCCAACUACCGGCCACUUUCUACCCUGGAAUUGAUGGCCUCCUUCGCACCAAAGCGAAAAGCGCUCUCCUCACCCCAGGAAGAGGAAGAAGCUGGAUUCACUGGACGAAGAAUGAAUUCUAAGAUGCAGGUGUAUUCUGGCUCCAAAUGUGCCUAUCUCCCGAAAAUGAUGACCUUGCACCAACAGUGCAUCCGGGUACUUAAAAACAACAUUGAUUCAAUCUUUGAAGUGGGUGGUGUCCCAUAUUCUGUUCUUGAACCCGUUUUGGAGAGGUGUACGCCUGAUCAACUAUACCGCAUAGAGGAGUACAAUCACGUAUUAAUUGAAGAAACAGAUCAAUUAUGGAAAGUUCAUUGUCACAGAGACUUUAAGGAAGAAAGGCCAGAAGAGUAUGAGUCGUGGCGGGAGAUGUACCUGCGGCUUCAGGAUGCCCGGGAGCAGCGGCUACGAGUGCUGACCAAGAAUAUCCGAUCUGCACAUGCCAAUAAGCCCAAAGGCCGACAAGCAAAGAUGGCCUUUGUCAACUCUGUGGCCAAACCGCCUCGUGAUGUUCGACGGAGACAGGAGAAGUUUGGAACCGGAGGAGCAGCUGUGCCUGAGAAAAUUAGGAUUAAGCCAGCCCCGUACCCCACGGGAAACAGCCCCGCCCCCUCGGCAAGUGGCAGCUGCAACAGCUUUAGCGGCAGCCCCGAGGAGCCAGCCUACGAUGGCCCGAGCACCAGCGGUGCCCACUUGGCUCCCGUGCUCAGCACUGUGUCCUAUGACCCUAGGAAGCCGACUGUGAAGAAAAUCGCCCCAAUGAUGGCCAAGACGAUUAAAGCUUUCAAGAACAGGUUCUCCCGACGAUAAACUGAGGACUUGCCUUGGAGAUGAAAUUUGUGGAGAGGAGUACUGGGACACUGGGGCUUGGGGAAUGGAACUUCCAAAGGAGACCAGGACCCUUUGCUUGGAGGCACCUUGCGGGCUCCGAACCCCACACGGCCCGCAGGUGUUGCCCCUUGUGAGCCUGCUGGCCGAGGCCUGGAGAACACUUCAGAACUCUGAAGAAGAUGUGAAGCCUCAGUCUUACUGAGGAUUUUAAGGUCAAUUAUACUUUUGUUGUUAAUUAGCUUCUUUGUAAACUAUAAGACAUAGUUUUAAUUAAUAAAUAUUGCCCCCAGAUUGUA